AGUCCAAGAAGGCAGCAUAUGUCUACCGGGUGGUGCUGUGAUAUUGAGAGGUCAUACAUUUUCAGAAAACGGAAAAAUUAGAGCACUUGUGUUUACCUAGUGGAGCUGCACAUUUCGGUCUCAUUUUGUGUGAGUGAAGAAAGCCAGGAUGUCAGAAGAGGUGUCCCACAACAUAAACAUUAAGGAGCCAAGAUGGGACCAAGGCACAUUCAUGGGGCGUGCCAAGCACUUCUUCAUGAUCACAGAUCCCAGGACAGUUCUGCUGUCCUCGAAGGCACUGGAGGAGGCCAGAGUGAUCGUGGAGAACUACAGAGCUGGGAUUGUGAAGCCUGGUCUGACGGAGGAUGAACUCUGGAGAGCCAAGUACGUCUAUGACUCUGCCUUCCACCCUGACACUGGGGAGAAGAUGUUUGUGAUUGGCCGGAUGUCUGCUCAGGUGCCAAUGAACAUGUCCAUCACAGGCUGCAUGCUCACCUUCUACAGGACUACUCCAGCAGUGGUGUUCUGGCAGUGGGUUAACCAGUCUUUUAAUGCUAUCGUCAACUACACCAACCGCAGUGGAGACGCCCCCAUCACUGUGAACCAGCUCGGAGCAGCCUACGUCAGUGCUACAACUGGAGCUGUAGUCACAGCACUGGGACUCAAAACUCUAGCUACGCGUCUCCCUCCAAUCAUCAGCCGGUUUGUCCCUUUUGCUGCCGUUGCUGCUGCUAACUGUAUCAACAUUCCCUUCAUGAGGCAAAGGGAGUUGAAAUAUGGUAUCCCUGUGACAGAUGAGAAUGGAAACAGGUUAGGAGAGUCUCCAAAUGCUGCCAAACAGGCCAUCGUGCAGGUAGUGGUGUCAAGGAUUGGCAUGGCAAUGCCUGCAAUGGCAAUUCCUCCUAUCAUAAUGAAUGCUCUGGAGCAGAGAGCUUUCAUGAAGCGAUUCCCAAUUCUUAAUGCUCCAGUCCAGGUGGGACUUGUCGGUUUGUGCCUGGUGUUUGCAACUCCUCUGUGCUGUGCCCUGUUCCCUCAGAAAAGCUCUAUGAGUGUGAGCAGGCUGGAAGCAGAUCUGCAAGAAAGAAUACGAAAGACCAGCCCUCACAUCACCACCGUCUACUUCAACAAGGGCCUGUAGGAGCAGCCAGCACAUCUCCAUUCAUGUGUACACACACAAACACACACACACAAAAUGCUAUGGGUUCAAGGGGGGUGGGGGGGUUAAACA
Messenger RNA from Archocentrus centrarchus (flier cichlid), 1207 nucleotides. RefSeq names its product sideroflexin 3 (gene sfxn3). The transcript is spliced from 11 exons. The coding region runs from base 149 to 1117 and encodes 322 amino acids. NCBI's taxonomy places the organism in Eukaryota, Metazoa, Chordata, Actinopteri, Cichliformes, Cichlidae. Gene Ontology annotation, molecular function: monoatomic ion transmembrane transporter activity. Gene Ontology annotation, biological process: monoatomic ion transport; serine import into mitochondrion. The record is from RefSeq and is a predicted model, not a curated record. Gene Ontology annotation, cellular component: mitochondrial inner membrane.